UCCCAGAUGGUAAAUCCCCACUUCACCCUGGCACCUCCUUCCCACAAGCCUCAACCCUGGCAAAGGCUGCGGGUGCCCUGGGAAAGGCUGGGUCCCUAAUCCCUGGGCCAAGCGGGGACAUUGUCCGGGGGCAGAAAGGAAAGCGGCGCGUCAGGCCCUUUGCCCAUUGUGCCCUGAGCCCCUGCGCAAACACAGCCCAGCACUUUCAUUGUCAGCCUGGCUGGGCGCGGGGGGGCCGCUCUCGCCACACUGCCUAAGUGGAAUGGACAGCCGGAGUCUGGGGUGGGUGAGCAGCCCGUCCCCCCCAUCCCCUGCCUGCUGACACAGCGCCCUGACCGCCUGCACCAUCGGCACUUCAGCGCCCGCCUAUAAAGGGCGAGGGGAAAAGCCGGCGCCGGCACCGCCACCUUCGCCUCUGUGCCCUGCCCUCCGACCAACCGAGCGACCCGUAUGACCAGCAGUGAAGCCAUGGACACCCUGGGGCAGUACAAGAUCACGGUGUGGGAGGAGGAGAACUUCCAGGGCAAGCGCUGCGAAUUCCUCAUGGAGUGCCCCAGCAUCAUGGAGCGUGGCUUCCGCAAGAUCCGCUCCAUCAAGGUGGAGUCUGGCCCCUGGGUAGGCUUCGAAUACCCUGAGUACCAGGGACAGCAGUUUAUCCUGGAGAAGGGUGACUAUCCCCGGUGGGAGGCCUGGAGCGGGAACAGUGGCUACCGGACCGAGCACCUCCUCUCCUUCCGGCCUGUCAAAUGCGCAAACCACAAUGACAGCAAAGUCAUCCUCUACGAGGCUGAGAACUUCCAGGGUCACAAGUUUGAGCUGAGUGACGACUAUCCCUCACUGCAGGCCAUGGGCUGGGGCAACAAGGAGGUGGCAUCCAUCAAAGUGAACGCUGGAGCGUGGGUGGCAUACCAGUACCCAGGAUACAGGGGCUACCAGUACGUGCUGGAGCGGGACAGACAGAACGGCGAGUUCAAGAAGUACAAUGAAUACAGCAGCCAGGCCCACACCAACCAGAUCCAAUCCAUCCGCCGCGUCCAGCACUGAACAGGGGCAGGGCUGUGUGCCCUGCAGCCUCCAGGCUGCUGUGCAAUAGACCUCUAUCCAGUAGCAAAUAAAGGCAUUUGUCAAAAAAUAGAGUGCUCCUGCCUCUGCUCUGCUGCUCAGGGGGCUGCCAUGCUGGGAGGACCCUCUGUGGGGUGAAAGGUGAGGUUUCCCCUUCCCCAGGCAGUUUUGGGCUCAUGGCCAGCUCCACCCUGGGCUGAGCUCUCUGCACCCCACCUCUUGUCCGUGCACAUUUCCACUCCUGUAAUGCUCUGGCUGGAAAAAUGGGAACUUGCUGGGCAAAGAAAGGGAUAGAGGGGGGAGGGGGCUGUGCCUGGGAAGAGGCAUCCAGCAGGGUUGUGCCCUGGGUUCUCCUGCCAGGAUCAAUGCCGUGGAAAUUGAUUGCUACAAAGUCUUCAAACUCAAGGUCUCCUUCCCCUACACCCCUCUGGAAGAGGGAAGGUGGUCCCUGCCUCCUGUGGGCCUGGGAAGGAGGAAGAACAUAGGGGUAAUCAGGGACAGGGUGGGACACUGACAACAAAUGGGGCAGCCACAGUUGUGUCCACUUUGGGGGCACUGGCACAGAGGGGCUGGACGGGAGGUGAGUUUUGCAGAGGUCAGGGGAAGGGAAGGUUCCACAGGUGUUAGGGGGCUUGGCUUGAUGCUCGCAGGCGUGUGUAUCCUCCCCCAGCCUUGCCACGCCAGCAUAUCCGUGCCAGUAUCCGGCUCCGGGACACCGGCAGCCCCACCCAGCCUCCUCCUUCUCCAGCACCCUUUCCCAGCCUCCUCUUCCUCUUCCAUCUGGUUCCAGAAUUCUGAAACCUCCUGGGGUGCAGGCUACCUAUCCUGAGGUACUCCCUGCACCGGGACAUCGCUUCCUCCUCCUCUCCUCCUUCUUGUCUUCUAUCCUGCUCUGGCACUCCAAAGCCCUCCCAGGGUACAGAUUUUCAGUCCUGAGGUGCUUUCCACACCCAGGACAUGGAUGAAUGCUGGAAAAGUUUUGAGUCCCUCAGAUACCUGGUUUCCCUGAUGCCCACCCUGCUAAAAGCAUGCUUGGCCCUGAGACAGGGAGUGUCCCAGAAGGGUUGGGGAUCAGUCUGUGCACACCGCUCUCCAGUAGUAACAGAGACCCCAGCCCUGGUGUCUGUGUCAGCAUGUGCUGACAAGGUGUCAGCCCUGGUGUGUGUGUGUGUGUGUGUGUGUGGGUGGGUGUGUGUGUGUGUGAGCUGCACACGGCUGAGCACACAAGUAUGUAUCCCUGUACGCCCCCUCUCCCCUCCAGCCCCAGUG
This is a messenger RNA of Catharus ustulatus (Swainson's thrush), 2331 nucleotides long. RefSeq names its product crystallin beta A2 (gene CRYBA2). NCBI's taxonomy places the organism in Eukaryota, Metazoa, Chordata, Aves, Passeriformes, Turdidae. Bases 451 to 1044 code for a protein of 197 amino acids. Gene Ontology annotation, molecular function: structural constituent of eye lens. Gene Ontology annotation, biological process: lens development in camera-type eye; visual perception. The transcript has 5 exons. The record is from RefSeq and is a predicted model, not a curated record.